GUGUAAUCGCAAAAAUAUGAUGUUAGAGCGAACAGACAUUAUUAAUUGGUGACAGAGGUAUUUAAGGUCAAUCAAGAAAUAUCGCCAACAAAAUUGUAAUCUAUUUAGAUGAGAGUUGGGUCAAUGUGUGUCAUACCAUGAAUUAUGCUUGGUGUGACAAUACUAGAGUAUAGAGAAUUACAAAAUUUUGUGAACUCCUGUGUGAGAACCGAGAAAAGGGCAUAUUUGGCAAGUACAUUUAAGGCUGAUCGUAAAAAUUUUUGCCGUACUUUGAGACUUCGAGUGCACGGUAAUCCUACUUUAAUGUUGGAAAACAAUUUUGGCCGACCUAAUAGUUUUAAUGUUGCUUUUACUUCUUUUGGAGGUAUUGGUGGUAUUGGUCCGGGGUUUGUUAUUAAUUAUUAUAUUAUAAUAAUAAUAAAUAUUAAUUAAUUAAUUAAUUAAUUAAAUUAUUAUUAUUAAUAAACAAUUUGGUUCUAAUUCAUUCCGUUUUGCUAAAGUUUACCCUCAGAAAGUUAAUAAAACUUUGAUUAGUAUUAAAACUAACGCUCAUGGCUCAGACAAUAUUGAUAUAAAAAUGAUUCUUUUGACUACUCCAUAUUUCGUCGAUCAUAUCACUUUCUUUGUUAACAAAUGUCUGCUGUCCGCGGUUUUUCCGGACUCAUGGAAGCAAGCCGAAGUUAUACCCGUACCAAAGAAGUGUCCAAGUGGUAUUAACGAUUUUGGACCAAUCAGUUUGUUGCCAACCCUCUCAAAGAUUAUUAAAAAAAUUGCAGCUAAACAACUUCGUGCUUAUUGCAGUAUUGUCUAUUGGUCAGCUAUACUUAAUCGAGAUAAGGAAAGACUCCAACGACUUCAGAAUGCUUGUAUUCGAUUUAGUUUUAGUCUCAGAAAGUAUGAUCAUAUUUCCCAGUGUGAUUCGGGUUGGCUCAAGCUGGAGGACCGAUAUAAAGUUCAGUUAGCCACCUUUGUUUUUUUACUAAACUCCAAUAAGAACCCGUCGUACUUGUUUGAUAAACUUUGCAGAGGAAAUGAUAUUCAUAAUCGUGACACCCGUCAUUGUUUAAGAUAUUGCGUUGCUAGACACACGUCGGUAACUUUCCAGAGAUCUUUUAGCUAUAACGCAGUUACAUUAUUUAAUGAUAUGCUAUAACGUCCUUGCCCACAAUAAAGUCCUUCAAAAAAGUGUUAAUAUGGUUUAUUAGGCCCGCCUAACUAACAAAAGCAUAUGAGUUUAUGAUGUUAUUAUUAUUAUUAUUAUUGUUAUUGUUCUUAUUACUACAAUAGACAAAAAAUUUUGUUAUGGAUAAAGCUUUCUGUAAAUUUAGGUAUCCAGUGACCUCAUGGAAAAAAAACGAAAUUCAAGAUUUUUAUUUCUCUUCUUCAUCUGGUUGGCGGCUUCUUCAGAGCUCAAUAACUGUUUCAGUUAGGCUCUCAAGAAACCAACAGGAUGAUUGACUCAACAACAACCGAGACAGGAGCAAUCCAUAAGUUUUGCAAAUAUUAUUACAGUAGUCUGUGGGAGUUUCUUUGAAAAAAGAAAUUCAAGAUUGGGUGGCCGGAAACAAACAUUUCCUUUGAACACUCCUACUUGAAAUUAGAGCUGCCGGAAGUUUCCCGCGCGUACAGAAAUGAGUGUGACAAAUAUAAAAUUGGAUUGGAUGCUUUACUCAAGUAAAGCGAUAUGUGGCAAUGAACAACUCCGAUUUCAAUACAAAAUAUAUUUGUUCAUUGGUAGAUGAAGCAUUAAAGCAUGCUACUCAACAAAAUUGGAGUAAAAAUUAUGUUCAACGUGUCAAAGAAAAAGAGAUAUUCUCCAAGACAGCGUAAUUCCGGCAACAGUUCUGAGAAAGACAUUGACAUUUCUGAUCUCGAGGUCACUGAUAUAAUAGAGGCAAUGGCGCCGCGGACAACAGCCACACUCCAGUACAAAUUUAAGUGACGCGUUUUCGUGAUAUUUGUUAGUUUCGAAUAUAUUUACCCGCCGUCAUGGCUAGUUUGCAAAAUUAUCCAGGCAGCAGACUCCUGGAAAGUCUCGGCCCGUACACCACCCUUAACGUGGACCAACUGAAUUUCGUGGCAGCUCAAUUUUUCGCGCUGGGAUUGGCAGCCCUGUACCGCACGGUGUUUCGUCCCGAAAAGGUGAGCCCCAGCAUCAGGCACGCGUUCGGACUGCUCUUCGGUCUGUGGAUGGGAUAUUUCUGUUUCGGGUACCACGCAGUUCAUUUGGCGGGGUUGCCGGCCGUAUGUUAUCUGGUGAUCCUGACACAAAACCCCCAAGUGGUCCACGGCGCCGUGCUCUUCGUCGCCAUGUUGUAUUUGUCGUGCGUGCAUCUGCACCGUCAGUGCUUCGCUGACUCCUCUUACGGCCUGGACAUCAGCGGUCCCUUGAUGGUCAUCACUCAAAAGGUCAGCAGUCUCGCGUUCAGCCUCCACGACGGCCUGGUGAAGAGGGAGCGCGACAUGACGCCGUCCCAGAAGCUUUACGCUAUCAAGAAGGUGCCCAGCCUGUUGGAGUUUUUCAGCUACUCCAUGAUGUUCCCGUCGCUGAUGGCGGGCCCGGUCAUAUUCUACAAUGACUACAUUGCGUUCAUAGAGGGCGGCAUGUGUGCCGGUACGAAAAAACCGCCCCUCGACGCGAAACGGGUCAUCUUGCGCGAUCCUAGCCCGGCAAGGGCGGUCUUCCGAAAAGUGUGCGCGGCGGUGGUCUGCGCCCUGGUCUUCGUCCUUUUCCUUCCCACAUUUCCGAUAUCCAAAAUCAAAGAAGGCCCGUUCGUCGACGACACUAGUCUCGGCUACAAAUUAUGGUACCUGACGGCGGCCACGGCCGUAGUACGCGCCAAAUACUACUUCGCUUGGUGUCUAGCGGACGCGGCCUGCAACAACGCCGGGCUAGGUUUCUCCGGGUACUCCCCCGACGGUACGCCGCUGUGGGAUAGGUUCUCGAACGUCGACAUCGUCGGGUUCGAGUGCGGCACCAGCUUGAAGGAAAGCAUCGACUCGUGGAACAAGGGUACCAACCGUUGGCUGAGGUUUUUAGUGUACGACAGGGUGAGCAGUCGCGCCACCUUGCUGACGUUCGCUCUCAGCGCCAUCUGGCACGGUUUCUAUCCCGGGUACUAUUUGACGUUCCUAGGGGGCGCACUGUUCACGUUCGCGUCGCGCACGGUGCGCAGGCGCGUUCGAGACCAUUUCGCGGCGUCCCGCGAGUCGAAGUUGUUUUACGACACUUCGACGUUCGUCGCGACUCGCCUCGUAAUGGCUUACGUCACGUAUCCGUUCGUGUUGCUCGAGUUUUGGCCGAGCGUCGUCCUCUACAACAAGCUGGGGUGGUUUUUGCACGGCGUCGCGGCGGCCUUGGUCGCCUUCGGCCCGCGCCUGAUCCCCAAGUACGAAGAUGCCGGGAGGAAGAACGAAAUAGCGAUGGUGUUGAGGAGGGCGGGGCCUUAUUCGGACGCCGUGGGCCGGAUCGACUGAUUUUUUUAUUUGUUUCGUUACGUUGUAGAUGAAUGUCUUGUUGAUUGGCUUCCGCGUUUUUUGUUGCCAAUGGCCAAUAUUGAGAGCCCGGUGGAAACGACGUAAUUUCUCAAUUUGUUUACGUUAAUAUUGCAACCUAUAGAUUUAACCUUUACAAAAAAUGUAAAUAAAGUCAAAAUCACGAAAGAUGACACUUCAAAGUGCAAACAAAACUCAGCGACGCUCGGGGAAAAUUAUAAAUUAUGUUUAAAAAAAUGUUUAAAAAACUUAAUUUGAAUUUGUAACCUAAAUGUAGGAUAAUUUGGUUGUAAAAGAUGAAUAUGAUUAACAAAAAAUAUGCCAAUAAACAUUUUGUUUAAAAAACUGCGAGAAUUGCCAAAUUUAUGCGGAAAAAUUAGGAAUUAGUAUAAAAUCAUCAGUUCAUAAACAAUUCGAUUAAUGAAAUGUAAGAGAAUUGCACGGAAAUUAGUUAACAAGUUAUUAUAUGCUUGGUAAAAACAAUUUCGUACAAAGUUUUGAUAUUUAACACUAAAAGGUUUGCAUCAAAAUUUAAAAAACAACCUUAAAAAUGCCAUACAUUUUUAACAGCAAUUUUUAUAUGUUAAAAAUACAUGCGGAAAUAUGUAUAGAAAUUGUAUCGUGUCUACCGGGCUUUAGAGAAUCCUUUGCGUGAAAAUGUCUACUCCCAUGGAUUUACAAUAAAAAUUUGAUAAUCGCGAUACUAAAUCUUAAACAAGAAAAAAAAUUUGCAGCCAAAUAUUAAAAUAUACAUUUACGUCGUUUUAGUUUUUUUGUAAUAUAUUUUAUUAAAUUAAAAUUUAUAACGUGUUAUGUUGUUAUUGUAUACAGGGUAGCGCAUAACUUAUCCUCCAUAGAGCAACACGUGAUACUAUAAGCGAAGAAGCUUUGUUCAAUAAAUGUUAGCCGUUAAAAAAAUACAGGGCGUUCAUUUUCAAACGAUAGUUAUAAUUUCAGGAUAUUUACGGAGUGUUUAAGCGCCCUCUAGGAAUUAUUUUUACACUAAUACGAAAUCCGAUUUAUAACGAUCUUCGAAAACGCUAGUAAACUAAUUUUGAAUUUGAUAUAUGAUAUCUCCCCCCACGUUAAAAUUAUUGUAAUUUUUCGAAAUUUAAGUUUCAAUUUCAAAGCCGUGUGUCUUUUUGACGAUCAACAUUUCGCAUCGCAUUUGUCGAACAAGUCGUUUUGGUCGGAUUUAUUGUUGCCUUUUAGCAGAUAAGUUAUGAGACACACCGUAUACGUUAAAGAAAUAUUUAUUUAAUGAAAGGUUCCGAACUAACCGAUUUGGUUACCUUAAAUACGGAUUAAAAUUAUUUUACCCCACGAAUUUUUUAUUGUUUAGAAAAAGUCAACAAGUUAAAGUAAAAAUUUGGACUUGCGCAGAGUUCUAAAGCAACAACAACAACAAAUAUUUUUAUCGCCUGUUACCCACUUAGUGUAAAAAAAUAAUAAAUCUUUAUAUAAAUGUAUGUAUAAAACAGGAUAUUAAAAAAAAUAU
This is a messenger RNA of Cylas formicarius (sweet potato weevil), 4993 nucleotides long. RefSeq names its product lysophospholipid acyltransferase 6 (gene oys). Gene Ontology annotation, molecular function: acyltransferase activity. Bases 1990 to 3477 code for a protein of 495 amino acids. The record is from RefSeq and is a predicted model, not a curated record. Gene Ontology annotation, cellular component: membrane. The transcript is spliced from 5 exons. NCBI's taxonomy places the organism in Eukaryota, Metazoa, Arthropoda, Insecta, Coleoptera, Brentidae. Gene Ontology annotation, biological process: lipid modification.